AUGCUUCGAUUCCAUUACAAUGUAUAUAAAGAAAUGAGUCAAUAUGGAGUGGAUACGAGGCGUAGUAUGGAUUCGCCACCAAUUAUUGUCAAUAGCAAAUCGAUAUUACGUGGUAAUGCGGAAAAUUCACGUCUACGUUCGGAUAGGCGGCCACAGUUGUUAAAAUCACAAUCUAUUAUUGAUUCAGGCUGUGAAAUUAAUGAUUCAACAAUAACGAAGAGAACUUCAGUAGAUGAGAGUCCAUCAAGCACUAACAAGAUGUUUUUUUCGGAAAGUGUGACAUCGCUUACAUUUAUUCAGUCAUUUGUCAAAAAAAGAGAUCCUCGAGCACAUUUGUGCCUUUGGGUUGGUACUUCUGCGAGCACAUGUAUUAUCUAUCAUUUGUUACUUCCGACUGAUCGUCAAAACUCAACAGUCUCCGUGACUCAUAGCGGUUCAAUAGUUCAGACGCGAGGACGUAUGCUGUAUACAACGCUAAUGGAUCGAAAUUUUUGUUUAUUAGAGGGAGCAGCAGAAAGUUAUCAUGAAAAGGUGAUUGCGAAACCCAAAGAAGAUGAUCGGAAUCAUUCAGAAGAAAAUAACUUUCCGAAUAAAGUUCUUACAAAACUGAGUCUUUCACCAACUUGUUCAAACGCGACAGAAUACUCCCGAGAGGAUGACUUUCUACAGUUUGCUGUUUUGGUUUCUGAAGAUGAAGUACAUACCGUUGCAUUGCCAAAUUUCAAUUCUUUGUUUUUAUACCGUCCGGAAUUCCCAUUCGUUAAGGCACGAGCAACACACGUUCAUGGUUAUCCCGUGCUAAUGUUAUUGAAUGGUGCGGGGCAAAUUGUUAUAUUAAGUCUUCCGAGUUUGAGGCUUCUUCUUUGCUCAAAUCUCUUCCGACAUUCUGUUGAUUACGAUGACCCUAUUUGUUUCAAGACGUCCUUUGCUGAACAUGGGUUGGGUAUGUAUACCAUAACGCCAUCAGAGAUCCAAAAAUUCACUAUUUGCUCGGAAUUAGCAAGCCAAGUGCAGGAAUCAGCUGGCGAGUUGUUCGUGCCUGUUGAUAUGCCUGAGCCACCAAAAAGUUCAUUUUUGAAAGGAAUGUCAACCUUAUUUGCCAGUCAAAAAGACAGCUUCGAUUUGGAUUCUAUAUUUCUUGACAAAAAUUCCAACUCUGUGCCCGGCAGUAGUAUGCGUUCUAUUGCAAAAACAAUACCUGGUCCAUCAAGUAUGGAACAAGCUACAGCACGAGGAGCAUCGGCGGGUCAAGCUGCAAAUAUGGCUUUACAAGCCUUACAUGAACGUGCGGAAAAGCUGAACGUAACUGUAGAUGCAACGGAACGACUUAAAGAAAAUGCAAUGACUCUUUCGCAACGAACAGGAAAGCUAGUGGAAAAGUAUGAAAAGAAGAAAUGGUAUAAUUUCUAG
Messenger RNA from Brugia pahangi, 1410 nucleotides. NCBI's taxonomy places the organism in Eukaryota, Metazoa, Nematoda, Chromadorea, Rhabditida, Onchocercidae. The record is from the annotation of a GenBank genome assembly.